AUGUCCAUGUCGUGCCCCGACGUGGUCACCAUAUGCGGCCUCUUCGCCGUGCAGUGCAUCUACGGCCUCUACAUGAUGUUCCUCAGCGCCCUGCUCGCCGCCGGCGUCCCUUCCCUCUUCAUCAUCGUCGUCGCAUGCGCCGCUUCCUCCAUCGUGGUCCUCCCCUUCGCCCUCGCCCUCGAGAGGGUGUCAAUAUACCAAGUCAUCAUGAUGCUCGGUGUUGCACGCACCUCGCCAGCGAUCGCCUCCGCCAUGCCUAAUCUUUGCCCUGGCUUCAUCUUCAUCAUCGCAGCCUACCUAGGGUUUGAGAGGUUCGACUGGAAGUGCAAGUACACCAGAGCGAAGAUCUUGGGCACUCUGGUGUGCCUCAGUGGGGCAAUGUGCGUUAGCUUCCUGAAGAACCCUACUCCCAGCGUAUUCGUUCCCGGCGAUGAUGAAGAGCUCUCAGAUGGCAAAGGAAGGCACGAUUGGAUACUUGGAUGUUUCUGUCUUCUGACUGGGGUCAUAAUCUUCGCCUGCAACACUGUUCUGCAGGCUGCAGCUCUGAAGAGAUUCCCUGCACCGUUGUCUAUCUGUUCCAUCACCGCCAUGAUGGGGUCGAUCUUCAGUGCUAUCGUCCAGGUCUUGAUGGAGGGGAAGCUCACUGCAGGGACUGCUGACAACCUCAGCAGGAUCAUUGGCGAAAUUGUGCUUGUGGGAGGCGUGGUGAUCGGCCUGUGCACGGCAUUCCAGGUAUCAAGCAUUGGGCGCAAGGGGCCUGUACUGGUGUCCAUGUUCAACCCAUUUCAGACGGUCUUCUCGGCGUUCAUCUCCUUCAUUUUCUUCGGACAAUGGAUCGGCUUGGGAUGCUUUGUGGGGAUUGUGCUCAUGUUUGUUGGACUGUACGUGGUGCUGUGGGCGAAGAAUAGGGAGGACAACAUGUUUGCCGAUCUGACAGCACCGUCUGAAACUGGAUGUGAUAUAGAGAGUUCACUGCUGCAAUGA
Miscanthus lutarioriparius is the source of this 984-nucleotide messenger RNA. The record is from the annotation of a GenBank genome assembly. Lineage: Eukaryota; Viridiplantae; Streptophyta; Magnoliopsida; Poales; Poaceae.